This is a messenger RNA of Chilo suppressalis (striped riceborer), 3501 nucleotides long. Lineage: Eukaryota; Metazoa; Arthropoda; Insecta; Lepidoptera; Crambidae. The record is from the annotation of a GenBank genome assembly.
AUGGGUAAAGGUAAAAAUGGUUUAGUAUCAUUAUUUCUGCAAGUAGGCUGUGAAGAAAAUCUCAAAUAUGACAAUCACACAUUGAUACGUUUGACUCCGACUCAUGAACGUCAAGUGGAGUCGGCAGUGAAGUUCCACGACCCUCAAGAGGGAGUUGAGGUGCUGAAGACUAGCCGAGGUUUGAAUGACAGCUUGGACCUGCUAGUGCCGCCGACAAGGAUAGCUUUCGUGCAGGACUACGCUCAAGAGAACGACCUUGUUUUCGAAGUUAAGAAGACGCAUUAUGGCAGGCAUCUUGAAGAGCGUUUGCCGAGGCGGAGGCUUAUGAAUCAUUUCAAUGUCUACGGCUAUAAUUCUUACGCCAAUAUUCUAGAUUUCUUAGAAGACGUGGCGAGAAGGCAUUCUGACAUCGUGCAACUUCAACCGCUCGGGAACAGUUAUCAGGGUCGCCCUGUGAAGUUGGUGAAGAUAUCCAAAAACUCCAAUGCUGGCAACCCUAUCAUAUUUAUAGAUGCUGGCAUCCAUGCUCGGGAAUGGGUGGCUCCCGCAAUGGCACUAUACAUAAUCCAUCGUUUGACCAAUCAUCCUGAUGGCCGACGAAAGGAGCUGGAAGGAGUAGACUGGUACAUUCUACCCGUCGUCAAUCCUGAUGGGUACGAGUACACACGAUCUAGCAAGGCAAACCGCUUGUGGAGGAAAACAAUGUCAAAAACAAAUUCUGUGUGUGUGGGCGUUGACGGCAACAGAAACUACGGCUUCAAAUGGGCCGUCAGUGGUGUCUCAAGCGACCCAUGCAACAAGGAGACUUACGCUGGACCGAAGCCUUUCUCCGAGCCCGAGACUAGGAUGGUCAGAAAUGUUAUGGUGCAAAACGCACAAAGAAUGAAGCUAUACGUCUCAUUACAUUCAUAUGGCCAAUACUUGGUGUACCCAUGGGGAUAUACCGGAGACUUCCUUCCGAAAGAAUGGAAAAAGCUUGAUAAGUUGGCAAAAAGAGUGUCAGCAGCCGUCCAAAAUGCUGGUGGUUCGCCUUUUAAGGUUUUGAGCGCUGGUAAAUGGUAUGCAGCAGCGGGUGGAAGCGAUGACUACGCGUUCGGUGCAGUCGGUGUCCCAUAUUCAUACACGAUGGAACUGACUAACGGUUAUGAGUUUGUCUUCCCUGAGGUCCUUCUGCGUAACGUCUUGCCACAAUUCUACGAAGGCUUCAAGGCAUUCGGCGCUCAAAUAAGGAAUGAAUUCAAACCAAAGGCGCAAUUCAGAAUAUACGACGUCUCCAGCUCCUCUACAUCUGAUUCCAGUGAAGACUGAAUUUACUUACCUUAACUUCGACAAAAGUUUUAAGUCAAGUAGAAAAUAAAUUACUCAGAAUUUUCUUGUGUUUAUUUCAAAUUGGUUUCCGCAUUAUACGUAUGAAAGUUUUAUCUCGAUGUGUAACUGUUUUACGACUGAUUUAUUGCCAUAAAAUUACGUUUUACAUUUUUCUGAUUGUAACCAUGGACUCGCUACAGACUUUUCCGUUGCAGUACUAAUGGCUAUGUACCACUUAAGGUUAUUUAUAAUUUUUUUUUUAAAUGGUACGGGAUUUAUGUGAAAGUGUUUCUUUCAUUGUUAAUUCACUAAUUUGUAAUUAUAUACUACGUUUAUUUUCUAGCAAACUUACCUAUUACGCUGAGUGCCAUUUGUGGGUAGGUACAACAUUAAAUUAUUCUAACAUAAGUAAAUUUAGUUUUAUUGAUUUGACAACAAAGGAUGUAUGUUUUUUUACACAUUAUUUAUUAAUUAUGCAAUCCUAUAAUAAUAUUAGUAUUCAUACAAUAAAGGCAUAUUUAUUUUACACAUACGAGAGUUCCACAGUCGUCGCUGAGAUUAUUUCCAAAAAAAGCUGUUCAAUGAGAAAAAAGAAAAUCAACAUAAAUUAAAUAUGCAGAGAAAUCAGUAUAAAUAUGGAAAAGAUGUCUGUAGGCGUAUGGAUAAAAGAUUAAAUAUCUAUGACUGAAUUUGGUUAUAAACAAAUGACCAAUUUGUAAUUCUGAUAAAAAUCUCAUCGGAGUCAGAGCUUUAUAUUAUUUCAGCAGUAUAAAAUAACGUUCCCAGAAUUCUUUAGAGUUGAAAGAAGAGAUCACAUUGAAUUAAAAAAAAGCGGCCAAGUGCCUGACGUGCCGCGCGCAGUGUAGUGUUCCGUAGUUCCGUAGUAUCAAAAUAUAUUUGAGCAGGAGUCUUUAUUUUCUAUAUCGGAAAUUAGAAAAACCAAUUAAUAUCAAUCUAUGUAUCUCAACUAAAAUACAAAAUUACAGCUCUCUAGUGCUAGACUAGACUAGACUUCAAACAAAACCGGGGACCGACAGACGGACAUGAAGGAACUGUAAGGGUUCCUUGUCAGGACUACCGAACCCCGAAAAACGAUUGAAAGAAAAGAAAGAAAGAAAAACAUUUAUUGGUUGCACAGCAUACAUACAUUGAAAACAAAACAAAAUUGAAAGAACAUAACAACAAAGAAAAAACAAAUAAUAAUAAACAAAAACAACUAAACUAAUCUGCUGGUGUUGCUGUGCAGGGCUAACAGCUAUGCUACUGUGGUAGUAGUUUCGCGAUACCACAGCAGCGCUGAUUUUCAGCCAGCGCCUAAUGACGUCCGAAUUGCCACGUGUAACUUAAGAUCGACUCGCUUGAUCGGGCAGAUUUUUUUUCGGAGUGGUUGAUAAAAAAAUCCCAAGCCUUUCCUUUCGUAUCACAAACUUUCUCUUAUCGGAAUCUUAUAGCCUCAGAAGAAAAAAAAACACUUGAAGAAUGUACUAGUCCGGACGCUCCCAUGAUAAUAAUUUUUUGGCUGUAUUUAUUUAGAUGCAGGUACAUGAGGGAAUGUUAUGAACAUAUGAUUGAUGAUUUGAUAACUAAAGGUGAAACCCCUUGCAUUUCUGAAGCAGCAAUUGGUUCUAGUACGGUAAGAGACAUAACUGAUUCAAAUAAUUUUGUUUUAAUCCGUCUUGAUUAAGCAAAAGCACGAAUUUCCUAACAUAAUAUUUCAGAUAACCAUAUUCUUAAAGGCGAUUCAGAAGUAUUGUGCAAAUGUAACUGAGGUAUACCAAGACAAACUUACGUAUGAAGGGAGGAAUUUAUAUGAGGUUAGUUCUAAUUUUUCUAUUUUUUUAUCGAUUUCAAAAAGGAGGAGGUUCUUUAUAAGGUGUGUAUGUUUUUUAUGUAUGAACACCAAUUCCUCACAGAUUUGUAAUCCGAUUUGCGUGAUUCUUUUUUUUUCGAUACGGAAUAAUUUCCAUUUGGUUCUAAUAAAAUUUUAUCUAGUUUGGUCUAGUACUUUUUAUUUCAUAAGCAUUUUUGUUACUUGUUCGAUGUAAUUUGCAUGAUACUUUGUUUAUAAUACACACUAAUACUAAUACAUUGUUUACAUACACCGAUUACUUAAAGAUUUCUGGUCCGAUUUGAGUGAUUUUUAAUUUGUUCAAUGGAAGCAAGUAUGCUUGCAGUUUGAUGCUAUUAAAAAAA